Molecule: messenger RNA, 564 nt
Organism: Hepatospora eriocheir
Lineage: Eukaryota; Fungi; Microsporidia; Hepatosporidae
Source: the annotation of a GenBank genome assembly
AUGUUUGCAUUAAAUAUGAACAAUAAUUUAGAGAGAUUAAUAAAUUCUAUAAAGCAUGAAGCAAAUUUAUUAGUAGAUGAAAUUAAUAAGAAAAAGAUUAUAACUUAUAACGAAAUAAAGCAAAGUGUAUUUGAGGGAAGAAAAAUGGAAAUUAUUGAAAUUACUAAUAAAAGAAAAGAAAAGUUAUUAAGUGAGUAUAAAAUUAAAAAAUCAAAAAUUAAACUUAAUUUUAAAAGAGACUUAUGUCAACAUAAAAAUGAAGUUUUAAAUAAAAUAAAAAAUACUAUUAAAUCAAAAUUAACAAACACAUUAAGUGAUGUAUUAAUAAAAGAAACAUAUGAGAGUAUUGAUGAUCAUAGUAAAUAUACUUUAUUUUGUAAUUUUAAGUUUAAAAAAGAAGUAAAAAGCUAUUUUAAAGAAAUUAAUAUUAAAGAAUUACCAAAUAACUUAAUAGGUGGUUUAAUUUUAAUUAGAAAUGAUGGAAAGGUAAUUAUUGAUAAUUCUUAUUUAAAUAGAUUUAACAUUUUUAUGGAAAAAUAUUUAACAGAUCAUAUUUUCCAAUAA